AUGAAUAGUAUUCACUCCCGGACGGGAUUGUGCGAUAAAGGAAUAUUUUUAGCAAACAAGAAACUAGAGAACCACCUCAAAACAAUCCAGCAACAACUCGCACUGCUUCAACAGGAAAAACAUUCGGCUGAUCUCGAUUCAAAACGAAAAGAAGAGGAUAUCGGUCAACUGAAGACUAAGGCAGCCAAUGACGCAAAUCUGAUAGCCAAGCUCAAAGCAAACAUACGACGACUUAUUGAUCGUAUACAAGAACUUGAAGAAGAUUUGGAUGCUGAGAGGAAAUCGAGGUGUAAGGCUGAUCGCUUACGCAUGGAAAUGCAGAAUGAACUAGAAGCUCUUCAAUGCCAGAUGGAGGAAGCCAGCGGUCAGCUGACAGCCCAGAUGCACAUCAACAGGAUUCAUGCCGAAGAGUUGGCAAAUUUACAACGUGAAAUCGAAUUGAAAAGUAUGAAUCGCCAAUUGUACAUCGCUGACAUCUGCUCGAUGCAAUACUCGACGGUGAACAAUCUCAGAACGCUCAGUAAACAGGCUGCACAUCUGGAAUCGGAGGCAGGUCGUGUCCUUUCUGCUCGCCAUUCAAUAUU
Molecule: messenger RNA, 584 nt
Organism: Cooperia oncophora
Lineage: Eukaryota; Metazoa; Nematoda; Chromadorea; Rhabditida; Trichostrongylidae
Source: the annotation of a GenBank genome assembly